Daucus carota subsp. sativus is the source of this 1451-nucleotide messenger RNA. RefSeq names its product protein STRICTOSIDINE SYNTHASE-LIKE 10. Gene Ontology annotation, biological process: biosynthetic process. The record is from RefSeq and is a predicted model, not a curated record. Bases 144 to 1289 code for a protein of 381 amino acids. Gene Ontology annotation, cellular component: endomembrane system. The transcript has 3 exons. NCBI's taxonomy places the organism in Eukaryota, Viridiplantae, Streptophyta, Magnoliopsida, Apiales, Apiaceae. Gene Ontology annotation, molecular function: strictosidine synthase activity; hydrolase activity.
AUAUUUAGCGAAAAAAGACGAGCUAGUUUCUUUUCCCCUGCCCAAGUUAAAUACACAUUAUUAUCCCAACGUCUUCAGCAGAUCACGUCGUACGUUUGCAGAGUUUUAUCUUCUUCCACAUAUUUUAUCUUCAUUCACAAGCCAUGAGGCCAAAAAAAAUUUCAGCAGCACUGUGUGUUUUUCUCGUAAUUGCAACAAUAAUAAGUAGUGUUGCUCUCGGCCGCAACUCCUUUUUUUGGGAUCGAACGGUCAAAGACAAGUCAACAGAAUCACAUCAGUUUGAAGUGAUGCCAAUUGUUAGCGCAGCGGGCCCCGAGAGCUUUGCGUUUGAUCCCUUCACCGGUGAAGGUCCUUACACGGGUGUCUCCGAUGGCCGGAUUAUCAAGUGGAAUCAAAGUCUACGCCGCUGGACCAACUUCUCCGUUACUACUACCGGCCGGGAGAGAAAUGGCUGUGAAGGUCCCCAUGAUCACACAGCAACAGAAGACGUAUGUGGACGCCCACUGGGUCUAUGUUGCAAUAAGAAGACAAAUGAUCUUUACAUUGCUGAUGCCUAUAUGGGACUCCAUGUGGUCGGCCCAGAUGGUGGCUUAACUACUCAGCUUACAUCAGAAGCCGAGGGUGUUCCGUUCAAAUUUACCAAUGGUCUGGACAUUGACGAGACAACUGGAGAUGUUUAUUUUACAGAUAGUAGUUCAGUCUAUCCACGCAGGAAUCACUCCUUAGUGGUACUCACGGGAGAUAAAACAGGUAGAUUACUGAAAUACAACAUUCACACCAAGGAAACAACAGUGAUUCUCAAGAACCUUUAUUUUCCGAAUGGAGUCGCAUUGUCCAAAAACAAAGACUUCCUCAUUUUUGCUGAGACCACUACAUGUAGAGUUCUUAGACUCUGGCUUCAACCAUCAGAAAAGGCUGGAAAACUUGAAUUAUUUACAGAACUUCCGGGAUAUCCAGACAACAUUAAAAUGAACGCUAAUGGAGAGUUUUGGGUGGCACUUUGGUCUAAAAAAGUACCGGAUUUUUCAGCAUGGCUUCCCUCGAGUUCAAGGAUCAUGAGAAAUGCUGUUCGAAUGGUUACCUAUAAAGUAACACAGUUGCUUUUAUAUUUAUCAGGCAUCAAGGGGUCUGGUGUGGCAGUAAAAUUAAGCGAGAAUGGCGAAAUAAUACAAAUAUAUGAGGACAAACUUGGAAAGGUUUGGAAAUAUGCAAGUGAAGUGCAGGAACGAAAUGGAUAUCUGAUGAUUGGAUCUGUAGUCAUGCCCUAUGCAGUUGCAAUGAAGAAUUAAUUGCAAAUUAUGUUUCAUUAGUAGUCAUGCGCCUGCGCAGUGGAAAUAAAAUUGCAGGUUGCGAUUAGUUUUAGUAAUUGUAUUGUAUUGGAUCCAACAAUUUUAAGAGUUUCAGACUAGUACAAUAUUAUUUAGAAUAAUUAUCUAUUUUCAGUUUAUUUA